CUCUCCUCUCCCCUGCUGCGUGAAAGGGACGCCACCAAACCCACUCCAAAACCCUCCUCGGCCCCUCCGCACGAGCCGAUCAUGGCCACCACCGCCGCCGCCGCCCUCCGCCUCCUGCGCCGCCGUGCACCGUCCCCGAUGCUACGGUCUCUUUUCCCUGGGCCGCAUUCCAAGGCCACCGCCGCCGCCUUCCUGCCGACCGUCUCCCGCCUGCACGUCGCUCCGCCCCUGCCGCAGCCGUACCUGCUGCGCCGCUACUCGAGCAAGGGCACGGACGGCACCGCCGGCACAGACAUCCCUGGGACCGGCCGCAUGAAUCAGGGCAUUGACGAUACCACCACCACAGACGACAUCCCCUGUGCUUGCCUUAAGAAUGGGUUAAAGGUCGUUGGACAACUUGAAUUGCUGGUGGAUGACUUGCUUGAACAGCACAAGAGGAUGCAUAAAGCUGGGGCUACCUGUCUGGAAGCUGUUCGUAUGAUGAAUGAUGACCCUGACAAUGAGAAGGCUUCUGCUCUGUGGGAGGAAGGGUGGGAUGACCUUAUGAGAUCUGCUGCUAUGUACAGAUAUUGCAUUGAUGGCAUUGCUAAAGCUACUGCUAGCAUUAAGGGGACUCCACUGGAUGGUGUGCUGAAAGAGAAUCAGGUGUGCUCUGAAUUUGUGGAGGACUAUGCUAGGACUGCGAGAGAGUCCUGUACAACAGUGGAGGACUUCCUCAGCACCUCAAGGAAUUACAUGAAGAAGAUUUCAAGUGAACGCGAGAAAGUCAAGACCUUGCAGAUGAUUUCCAAGGGGCUUGCUACUCUUACACUGAGGAUAUCCCUGUUAGUUCUUCUGCCGUUGAUGGGGUUAUAUCUAGCUGGCACCUUCAGCUAGAGUACCGGCUUAUGUGCGGAGACUAACUGUAGCGUUGAAGGUCCUUCCAUGUUCAGUUGAAGAUUUUGUCAUCGGCUCUUCUUGCUCCAAGCAUCCAUGAGUGAUCAAGCGCAGCUCAGUAAGUGUGUUAAGCACUGCGUGAACCACAGACUAAUCCAGGAGUGUCAUUUGCAGGCCGUGGUCAUUUGAACUGUUAGUACCUUGUAUUUAAGACCCAGCUAAGAUUUUGCGACUCUAUUGGACAGGGAGGAAACUUUGGAUGUUGAAUUUGCUAGAAUCGAUUGGCUCUACUGUUGCCUGAAUGAAUCUAUAUGAAUUUGGGAAGUCAUGCUUUCAUCUUU
Messenger RNA from Lolium perenne, 1217 nucleotides. RefSeq lists its product as uncharacterized. The record is from RefSeq and is a predicted model, not a curated record. Lineage: Eukaryota; Viridiplantae; Streptophyta; Magnoliopsida; Poales; Poaceae.